Molecule: messenger RNA, 6066 nt
Organism: Sorex araneus (European shrew)
Lineage: Eukaryota; Metazoa; Chordata; Mammalia; Eulipotyphla; Soricidae
Gene: MID1
Product: midline 1
Exons: 10
Coding region: 182-2185 (667 amino acids)
Molecular function (GO): zinc ion binding; protein binding
Source: RefSeq, a predicted model, not a curated record
CACGGGACCGCUCCAGCACUGCCUGCCACCCGCAACGGGUCUUGGUUGCCUGUCUAUCCUUUCGUGGGUCCCAUCCUCUGCUUACGGCGAUGUUUCUUCAAAAAGAACUAGGGUGCAGUCCAUUGAUAGCUGAUCAGCUGCCUUGGAUUUUGCUGAUGAUCCAGGAGAGCUUUGCCUGAAGAUGGAAACACUGGAGUCGGAGCUGACCUGUCCUAUUUGUCUGGAGCUCUUCGAGGACCCUCUCCUGCUGCCCUGCGCACACAGCCUCUGCUUCAACUGUGCCCAUCGCAUCCUGGUGUCACACUGUGCCACCAACGAGUCUGUGGAGUCCAUCACCGCCUUCCAGUGCCCCACCUGCAGGCAUGUCAUCACUCUCAGCCACCGCGGUCUAGACGGGCUCAAGCGCAACGUCACGCUGCAGAACAUCAUCGACAGGUUCCAGAAAGCAUCUGUGAGCAGUCCCAAUUCCCCCAGCGAGACCCGCCGCGAGCGUGCCUUCGACGCCCACACCAUGACCUCCGCCGAGAAAGUGCUCUGCCAGUUCUGUGACCAGGAUCCUGCCCAGGAUGCCGUGAAGACCUGUGUCACUUGUGAAGUGUCCUACUGUGAUGAGUGCCUGAAAGCCACUCACCCGAAUAAGAAGCCCUUUACGGGCCACCGUCUGAUUGAGCCAAUUCCGGACUCGCACAUUCGGGGGCUGAUGUGUCUGGAGCAUGAGGAUGAGAAGGUGAAUAUGUACUGUGUGACCGAUGACCAGUUAAUCUGUGCCUUGUGUAAACUGGUUGGGCGGCACCGAGAUCAUCAGGUGGCAGCUUUGAGUGAGCGCUAUGACAAAUUGAAGCAAAACUUAGAGAGUAAUCUCACCAACCUUAUUAAGAGGAACACAGAACUGGAGACCCUUUUGGCCAAACUCAUCCAAACCUGUCAACAUGUGGAGGUCAAUGCAUCCCGUCAAGAAGCCAAACUGAUGGAAGAGUGUGAUCUUCUCAUUGAGAUCAUUCAGCAAAGACGACAGAUUAUUGGAACCAAGAUCAAAGAAGGGAAGGUGAUGAGGCUUCGCAAACUGGCUCAGCAGAUUGCAAACUGCAAACAGUGCAUUGAGCGCUCGGCAUCCCUCAUCUCCCAAGCGGAACACUCUCUCAAGGAGAAUGAUCACGCACGUUUCCUCCAGACGGCCAAGAAUAUAACUGAGAGAGUCUCCAUGGCAACAGCAUCUUCCCAGGUCUUAAUUCCUGAAAUCAACCUCAAUGACACAUUUGACACCUUUGCCUUAGAUUUUACCAGAGAGAAAAAGUUGCUAGAAUGCCUGGAUUACCUUACAGCUCCCAGCUCUCCCACAAUUAGAGAAGAGCUGUGCACGGCUUCCUACGAUACCAUCACUGUCCACUGGACCUCCGAUGAUGAAUUCAGUGUGGUUUCCUAUGAGCUCCGCUAUACCAUCUUCACUGGACAAGCCAACCUCGUCAGUCUGUGUAACUCCGCCGAUAGCUGGAUGAUUGUGCCCAACAUCAAGCAGAACCACUACACGGUGCAUGGGAUGCAGAGCGGCACCAAGUACAUCUUCAUGGUCAAGGCCAUCAACCAGGCAGGCAGCCGCAGUAGCGAACCUGGGAAGCUGAAGACAAACAGCCAGCCAUUUAAACUGGACCCCAAAUCUGCACAUCGAAAGCUGAAGGUGUCCCAUGAUAACUUGACAGUAGAGCGUGAAGAGUCAUCAUCCAAAAAGAGUCACACACCUGAACGCUUCACCAGCCAAGGGAACUAUGGCAUAGCUGGCAAUGUGUUCAUCGACAGUGGCCGUCAUUACUGGGAAGUGGUCAUAAGUGGAAGCACCUGGUAUGCUAUUGGCCUGGCCUACAAAUCAGCACCGAAGCAUGAGUGGAUCGGGAAGAACUCAGCUUCCUGGGCACUGUGUCGCUGUCACAAUAACUGGGUGGUGAGACACAACAGCAAAGAGAUCCCCAUCGACCCCGCCCCUCACCUCCGGCGUGUGGGUAUCCUGCUGGACUAUGAUAACGGCUCCAUCGCCUUCUACGAUGCUUUGAACUCCAUGCACCUCUACACCUUCGACAUCACCUUCUCGCAGCCCGUGUGCCCCACCUUUACCCUGUGGAACAAAUGUUUGACCAUUAUCACUGGCCUCCCCAUCCCAGAUCAUCUGGACUGUGCUGAGCAGCUCUCCUGAGCACUUGGCUGGAGGAACCCCUCACUGGGCAAUGGAUGGGGUGGGGGGCACCAUUUGAGGGACAGAGAAAGCACAGGCUGCCAGAGUGUGAUAAAAUUUCACCGAAAGGUGUCCAGAAAUGGUCUAAGAUGGGAUUCAUAGUGGGCAGUUCCUCCCCAUCUUUACUGUGUUUGGUAUUAAGUGCAGGCUUUAAUAAUUUUUUCAAAUUUUUGUAUUUACAGGAAGAAUAGAUUAUUUAUAAAAGAAACAAAACCGGAAUUCCAGCUCUUAGGAAUUGUUUGGUUUUGUACAUCGAGAGGCCCAUAACUUCAGCAGCUCUUUAUAAUUGUCAUUUCAUCACAGUCUAUGGGCCGUGUUACACAGUUUUGUGUAAUAUCCUAAGAUUGUUAACCUCCUCACACCAUCGUUCUGACUGAGUCUGACAGGUGCUGGGCCUGGCACCUUGAUGAUGCCUAACAGAAUCUGCACCUGUUUGAAAAAAAUUUAAAUAGCUUUGUACAGGGCCAGGGAAAUAGUACAGCAGGUAAGGCACUUGCCUUGCAUGCAGCUGACCCAGGUUCAAGCCCCAGUACCCCAAUUGGUCUCCCGAGCCCCAUCAGGUGUGACCUCUGAGCACAAAGCCAGGACUAUGCCCUGAGCACUGCAAGGUGUGGCCCCCAAACAAAAUUAGUUUUGAACCUAAUAGGGAAGUAAGCAGAAUUUCUUACUGUUUCCUUUUGAUAUAUUUUAAAACUGCAAUAUCAAAAACUUUGAUUAGGUCAAGUAGAAACAGAAGCAAAAGAAAAAAACUGCAAAAACCUGGCUUAAAGCCAUGAAAAUUCCAUCUUUAACUACCCUCUGGUGGCUGAUGGACUAAAUUGGAAAAAAUAGAAGCUGGAGCAGUAGUACAGCUGGUAGCGCACUUGCCUUGCAUGUGGCCAACCCAGGUUCUAUCCCUAGCAUCCCACAUGGUCCCCUGAGUACUGCCAGGUGUAAUUCCUGAGUUUAGAUGCAGGAGUAACCCCUGAGCAUCGACAGGCGUGACCCCAAACCAACCAAAAAAAUUGUUGGCUUUCAAAAAUUGGAAAGAAAAGUUUAGACAUGCUUGGCCAUUUCACCCUACUUGUCGUAGGAGUAAGGAUUCAGGGAGAACAUUAAGAAUGAGAUGGCAAUUAAAAUCACUCACUUGGAAUCCUCCUGGUUUUCCAAAAUUCAAGAUUGUUGGAAGUUGGAUUAUUUCAUGAUGUCAAAUCUAUUUCAUUUUUUUCUUUUAAUCAUCUCUUUAGGUCUGUGAAAUUUCUUCACUAUGUUUAUUAGUUAUCCUGUUUCCCAUCACCCCCCCCAAUUAUUUUUCCUGUGUCACUAGCGCUGAAGAAAUAUAGUCUGUCACAAAUGGUAGCACCCCUUUAAGUUGAUUCUGUGCUCCCCAGGACAUCGACCUGUGGCCCCGCCUACCAUCACACCUCCAAAUAUAAGUCACCUGCAGACAUUGAAUACUAUGAGUUGGUAAUAACAAAGUACGAUUCAUUAGUAUACAUGUCUCAUCCAUUAUUAUAAACUGACCUGUAUUAAAUGCAUCUUGAAAAAUGUAGAAGUCCCUCCAAUAUUCUAGGAUACGUUACUGUAGAGUUAUAAGACAGAAAAAAGUCAAUCUCAUUAUACCCACACUGGGAGCAGCUAGCGGGACCUGUUAAGAGGAUGUUAGGUGGCAUCCAUGGCAUGCUCGCCUGACACAUUUGAAGGGCCCAUUACCUAAGGCAUUCUCAAGUAGUUCUUGGACUAGAAUCUGGCAUGAUUCUACCUUGACCAAGAACAUGGCAUAUAUAAAUUGUUUUGUUUGAUAAAAUACUUCUCUGGCCUAUUGGCUUGGCCAUCUUGAUGUAGCAGUCUGGUAGAUUUAGGCAUUGUUUUAGUGAUUUCAUUUUCAACCAAAUCAAUCAAUCAUUUCCCUGAAAUCCAUCCGUAAGACCCAUUUCAGCCUGACAUCAUGGGCAGCUUCCUGUGGGCCUCUGUCCUCUCCACAGAAAGACACUUUCCUUCUUACUACAUAGAUUCUAUAUAUUUACUAUAUUAUUUAUACCCAGAUGAAUAUUUUGAUAGUGACUUAGGACAAUUUCACAUCUGAAAAGCAGACACCUCAGUGGGGAGAAAACUGAUCAUUCUCUGGAAAGUUAAUGGGAUUUUGUUUUGUUUUGUUUUGUUUUUAUACUAUAAAAGCAACAUGUAUUUGCCUUUAUCCCAAAACCUGCAAGGGUUUCCUCUGUAUUUUUAUGUACUGAUUUUGGUAGCCGGAUAACAGAUAUUUUAAUGUACUUUGUACAAUAACAGGUUUUGAAUGAAAGGGUCUAAAACUCAGCUUCUGAGUUUUAAAAAUCAUGGUCUCCAGGUACCAAUGCUGCAGUUUGCCUUAUGAUGUUAAUGUAAAUCAUUUUUGAGAACAAUAUUUACAUGAAUAUAAUGUUUUCAAUAUAAAGAUGUUGCUACUCAAAUUUUCACUGCAAGCCAUUUAGGUUGUGUGUUUGCUAUUUUUAUAAGGACAAGAGGGAUUAUGUUAUAGUUUUGUUGUGGAAGUCUCACUCUUUGCUAACUUAAGAACUUUGUGGAUAGUAGCAGUUACUAUUUCCAUAUUGUCAUAUUUACAGGAAAAUGUGUAUAUGAUGAAAGACUACAGUGUUUACUUUCAUUACUGUAAUGAUGUAGUAAAGAUUUCCAUGUGGAUUUUUUUGAAAGUCUGAAAAAUAUAUACUAUAAACAUUUGCUGCCGUACAAUUCUUUAAAUGAAUUGGGGUCACCAUAUUUGGCUUUUGAGGACCUUCACAGGAAGCACUGUGAUACAGGGGAGAAAGAGAUGGCAGUGCCAACUACAUCACUCCAAGAAAAUUGGUGCGGUGCCAGUGAACCAAAGCUGCUGUGUCUGACAUUGCAUGUGUGUGAUGCCAAGGCCCAGAGCCGAGAGGGCCCAGCUGCUGCCAUCUUGAAAUUCUUUCUAAUUCAAGAAGGGGCCUGAAUUCUCAUUUUGUGUUGGGCCUCACAAAUAUAAGCAGUCCUUCUAAGGAAACUGAGAAACAUGGUACCUCUAUCUGGACAGAAACAAAGAAACCGGAUCCAAUGUCCAAAGCAGUCAUUGAAUUCCAGUAGGAAUCCCAAUGGACUAAUAGAAGAGUGUGCCUGGGUGAGGAUUUUCCUUCCAGCUUUCAGAGAAAAUGACUUCCCAAGCUGCCUAUGAAUAGUGAUGGUGGUUUCUGCAGGAGAAGAAAUGGCCUGGUGUCAAGCAGGUGUUUCAUUACAAUAUUUAGAUUCACUGUGAACUUCUAGCAAACCAGUAUCCUCCAGAAAAAGUGAGACUGUUUCAACCCCAGGCAUAUACGCACGCUUCAUUCACCUGCUUUGGUUGUUGGGAAUUUGACAUCCGGUUUUCCCUUUAUAGGAUAAAGAAGAAAUAAAGACAAACAGUGAAGGGGUUGGGAUGAUGGUUUUUAAAGAGUUCUUUUCCGCCGGGGGCAAUUUGGCAAUGUCUGGGGACACUGUGGAUUGUCCCAAUUUGCCUGCCGGAGUAGAGACCGAGGGCACUGCUCAGGAUCCUGAGGUGCUAGCGCAGCCCCUGCCGCAAAGAAUUCUCUGGCCCCAACUAUCAAGCGCCACAAUUGAGAAACUCUUGUUUGGGUGUUUUGGGUUUUGUUUUAGUGAAAAAUAAAGGGAACAUCAAUUCAGAACCUUUGCUGAUCAGUAGUGCGAAGCUCUGGAUGUGAUUUGUUUUGUUUGGAAAUGAAAAGUCUGUUCUCUUUCUCAGUCUCCUGAACAAAAACUCACUGAGUGGUACUUGGGUGGCACUGCCCAGCUCAGCCCUGAUUAGUCUCUCAAUUGCUGUUGCUUUCUGGUUCUAAAUAAAGUUGUGUUUGUGG